Molecule: messenger RNA, 1062 nt
Organism: Arctia plantaginis
Lineage: Eukaryota; Metazoa; Arthropoda; Insecta; Lepidoptera; Erebidae
Source: the annotation of a GenBank genome assembly
AUGGAUAUUGUUAACGAAAUAUUAGAAAGGGAACAGAAGAAAGCCGAAAAGUAUAAGUCAAUCACUGUAGACAAACAUUUGGAAGUUGAUAUCGACGUAGGAUGCCUACUUGCAUCAGACACAAAUGAUUUAGACUCCAAAUUAUUAGAGAAAAGUAAGGACGUAUUUUUACAAGCUCUAACACGAGACAACACACAAUUGCUUUUGAAUAAAAUAUGGGAGCUACCUACAGAAAGGGCAGAUGAAGCUAUUAUAGUAAAGCUGCCAGAACCAAAAACUGUGAUACCCAGAGCAAAACCUGUUCCCAAACCUAAACCGUUGACUAAAUGGCAAGAGUUUGCCAAGUCCAAGGGGAUUACAAAGAAGAAGAAAGACAAGUUACAAUGGGAUGAACAGCUGCAGAAAUGGGUGCCAUUGUAUGGUUUCAAAAGGGCAGCUGCUGAGAAGGAGAAGAAUUGGUUGAUAGAAGUUCCACAGAACCUGGACCCAAUGACUGAUAUGUAUGAGAAGAAAGCCUCAGAAAAGUCUGAGAAAGUAGCCAAGAAUGAAUUACAGAGGUUAAAGAAUCUUGCUAGAUCUAAGAAAGUCAAGAUACCUAGGGUUGGUCUCCCAGUUACAUCAGACAAAGCUAAUGCAACACAGUUGGAAACAGCAGCAACUAUAGCUAAAGCGUCCACUGCAUCCCUUGGCAAGUUCCAAGACAAAUUACCAAAAGAGAAAGAAGCCCGCGGCAAAGGCAUUCAUGAACUCAUCCCUGGCAAGGAGAGGAAGCGUAAACUUCCAAUACCGACACCACAGCAGGAGAGAGAGAAUAACUUGAGUAUGCUUGACAGUAUCCUGAGUAAGAGGCCUAAGAUUGAUAUGGACAAGGCUGUGGCAAAACAUAUAAAUGAUGAACAAGUACAGCGAUCAGAGGAAAAGCGCAAUACAAAGUCUCCUAAGGCAGGAAAACGUAAGACAAAGGGUGGCAACGCUACCAAUUUCUCAGCAAAGAAACCCAAGGCAGGCAAAGGGCAGAGGAAUCCUAGUAAAAAAGCAGGCAGUGGCAGGAAGAGGAGAUAG